Molecule: messenger RNA, 453 nt
Organism: Lithohypha guttulata
Lineage: Eukaryota; Fungi; Ascomycota; Eurotiomycetes; Chaetothyriales; Trichomeriaceae
Exons: 2
Coding region: 1-453 (150 amino acids)
Source: RefSeq, a predicted model, not a curated record
AUGACAUCUCCGUCGAAGAGCAAACAGCCUCUCGUCGAGCGCUCCUCGAAUCUACCUUCUCCAACCAAAUCACCGUCUAAGAUACCACUGCCACCAUCUCCAGUAGCCAAGCAGAACAAUAGCAGGCAUCAGAUACUCCAACAGAACACGCUUGGUCCGCCGCUCAACCAGCAAGACGAUAAAGACAGCAGCUUGACUGCUGUCCCAGCCCCAACCCUGGACCUUGUUCAGAAACCAGAACUCGCCCGCAAAAUACCAGAAGCACAUGCUUCGGGUUACCUAUAUGUUUCGCCUAGCGACAACAUAUUGAGUCCUACCACGAAGAAAUUAAGUGAUGUGAAGGGCAGGCGGAUAGGAAACCUGCACAAGACUUCUCUAUACAAAGCGCAAAGCUUGUUCGGACGACCGAAGGGUACGGAUACGAACGUUGCUGGCGAUAAGGAUAAAUCGUGA